Phodopus roborovskii (desert hamster) is the source of this 2307-nucleotide messenger RNA. RefSeq names its product coiled-coil domain containing 8 (gene Ccdc8). NCBI's taxonomy places the organism in Eukaryota, Metazoa, Chordata, Mammalia, Rodentia, Cricetidae. Bases 340 to 2010 code for a protein of 556 amino acids. The record is from RefSeq and is a predicted model, not a curated record. Gene Ontology annotation, cellular component: 3M complex. The transcript has a single exon. Gene Ontology annotation, biological process: regulation of mitotic nuclear division; microtubule cytoskeleton organization.
GGAGAAAAUUGCAGGGAGGUGACACUCUGCAUGAGCAGAGUUGCUGGAACCCUCCCUGCCCCCUCCCCAAAACUAGAAGCUGAGUUUUUUGUUUGUUUGGGCUUCUAGCCCCCCACCCCAGCGUCCACUCUGGAGAUCUUAAAGACUCUCGAGAAAAGCCACGUCGGGGGCUGGUUCCCCUGGGGCUUCCUCCCCUCCCCCGAUUGCCUGAUUCUCUGGAGCGUCCCUGAUGUCUGCAAAGAUGUCGAUCUGGACGUGUUAGUGGAGGCCUUAAGGCCCGUGGGCACCUUUAAGAAGAUCGGGAAGGUGUUCCGCAAAGAGGAAGACUCCACGGUGGGGAUGCUGCAGAUUGGGGAGGAUGUUGACUAUCUGCUCAUCCCCCGGGAGGUCCGGCUGGCUGGGGGCGUGUGGAGAGUCAUCUCCAAGCCCGCCACCAAGGAAGCUGAGUUUCGCGAGCGGCUGAUCCAGUUUCUGCAGGAAGAGGGCCGCACCCUGGAAGACGUGGCCAGAAUCAUCGAAAAGAGCACCCCACACCCACCCCAGCCUCCCAAGAAAGCCAAGCAGCCCCGAGUGAGGAGAAUCCCACAGAUGGCCACUCCUCCUCUUCGGCUGAUCGUAGGCACCUAUGACAGCAGCAACGCCAGCGACAGCGAGUUGAGUGACUUCGAGACCUCCAAAGCCAAAGGCAACAAGGGCUCCCAGAAGGCCAGAAAGGUGCGCAAAAUGCCCGUCAGUUACUUGGGCAGCAAAUUCCUGGGCAGCGACGUGGAGAGCGAGGAUGAUCAGGAGCUGGUGGAGGCCUUCCUCCGUCGUGGAGAGAAGAAGCCCAGUGUGCCACCUCCACGUCGCCGAGUCAAUCUGCCAGUGCCCAUGUUUGAGGACAACCUGGGUCCCAGGCCAUCCAAGGCAGACAGAUGGCGGGAGUCCUGGGGGAAGCUGAAACAGAGGGUGAAGGGCUGGGCACCCAGAUCUGGCUCCGAGGUGGGCCAGGCCUCUGUCGUGGCAGCUGAGAGGGCUGGAGAAUUGAGACGCAGCCACACCAGGGGGGACGAUAGCUCCAGAAACACAGGAGACAGGAGCGACCAGACACUGAGUACCAGACGCUGGAAGCCCAAAAUCAAGUGUGUCUCCUUGAGGAGGUGCAGGAAGGAGCAGGCGCCACUCCCAGCUCAGGGGACAGGCAUGCCAGCUGAGGGACCUCCAGAGGUUCCCGCUGAACGUGGAGCAGAGGCUGCAGCUAAUCCGAGGGCACAGGCUCCGGUUAAUUCCAGGGCAGGGGCUCCAGCUAAUCUGAGGGCAGCGGCUGCACCUAACCUGAGGGCAGAGGCUGCAGCUAAUCCAAGGGCACAGGCUGCAGCUAAUCCGAGGGCAGAGGCUCCAGCUAAUCAUGAAGCAGAGGCUGCGGCUGAUCCGAGGGCAGAGGCUGCAGCUAAUCCGAGGGCAGAGGCUCCAGCUAAUCAUGAAGCAGAGGCAGCAGCUAAUCCAAGGGCAGAGGCUGCAGCUAAUCAUGAAGCAGAGGCUGCGGGGGAUCCGAAGGCAGAGGCCCCAGAUAAUCAUGAGUUUGAGGUUGCAGCGAAUCAGAGGACGGAAGCCCUACCUGACCGGAGGGCAGAAGCCAUAGUUAGUCAGAGGGCAGAAGGCCCAGCUAACCAAGGGAUUGAAGCUGCAGAAAAUCAGAGGGUGGAGGUCCCGGCUGACCAGGAGGCAGGGGUCCUCCAUGACCAGAGGGAGGAGACUGGACCGCAGGCUGUAGCGGAAGCCUCCUCUGGUUCUGUUACCUUAGGGAUGCGCCGGGGACCUAGGGCCCAGAAACAGGUAAAGACGGUGAGGUUUCAAACCCCAGGACGGUUCUCAUGGUUUCGCAAGCGCAGAAGGGCCUUCUGGCACACUCCCCGGUUGCCAGCUCUGCCUAAGAGAGUCCCCAGGGCAGGCGAGGCUAGGAACCUCAGGGUACUGAGGGCUGAGGCUAGAGCAGAUGUGGAACACAGAGAGCAAGAGGAACAGCUGUGAGGGGAACCCAGGGCCUUUGCACCCUGCCUGCCCCGUGAUAGCCGCCAGGGUGCCUCCCUCCCUUGCAGACUCCUUCUACCUCCAUGCUUGAAUGGAGGCUGCAGAGGCAGGCAGCGCCGCCCAUACCUUUACUGGCUUUCUCCCUCCUUCUCUCCCCUCUUCCUUCUUUCCCUUCCUUUCUUCCUUUUAAAUCCCCCCCCCCAGUCUUGCUAUGCAGGCCUGCUGGCCUAGUACUCCAACUUACGGCUGUAGCAACCUGAGCGCUAGGAUUGCAGGUGUGUUCUACUACAUCUGUUU